Molecule: messenger RNA, 954 nt
Organism: Diaporthe citri
Lineage: Eukaryota; Fungi; Ascomycota; Sordariomycetes; Diaporthales; Diaporthaceae
Exons: 3
Coding region: 1-954 (317 amino acids)
Source: RefSeq, a predicted model, not a curated record
AUGGCAGGAGGCUUGUCUGCCUUCGCCAUCCACGAGGAGCCAGCGAGAGCCCUCUUUGGGGACUCGCCGAUUUUAGAGCUGCUCCACGAGCAUGAUCAGUACCCCUUCGCGCAUGAGGCGGGAGUCUUCAUUGCGGCCGACGACACCCUGUUCAUCACCAGCAACCAGUAUCCGGACCCCGAGACGGGCAGGAAGAAGAUACAGAUCUCCAGGGUCAAGCUCAACAGGGCGGGAGGAAAGACGACAGCCGAGGUGGAAGAGAUCAACCCGGAGGGCGUUCCGAUGGCGAAUGGUGGUGUAAACUACGAGGGCGGCGUGCUGUUCUGCGCACAGGGCGGGCUUGACCCGUCGGCCGAGCCGGGAGGCGUCAACGACGUGGUGGUGCACAGCGACGGGUCGAUCUGGUUCACAGACCCGAUAUACGGAUACGAGCAGGGGAUCCGGCCGCAGCCAGUACUGCCAAGCCAGGUUUACCGUUUCGAUCCAAAGGGCGGUGUCGGUGGCAAGGGCAGCGUCAGGGCGUUAGCAGAUGGUUUUGGUCGUCCGAAUGGGAUCUGCUUCAGCCCGGACGAGCUGACGGUGUAUGUGACGGACACAGACUGGAUCCACGGGGACGGGACGACGGAUCUGACGAGGGCGUCUACCAUAUAUGCGUUUGACGUGGCGAAUUACUCUGGCCAGCCAUUUUUCACGCACCGACGGCUCUUCGCAAUGGCCGACACGGGCAUUCCCGACGGGAUCAAGUGCGACGUGCACGGGAACGUGUAUAGUGGGUGUGGGGAUGGCAUCAACGUGUGGUCGUCGGGGGGCGUGCUACUGGGCAAGAUCCUGGUUGAAGGCGGCGCUGCCAACUUUUGCUUCGGUAAGGAGGGCGAGAUAUUCAUCCUUAACGAGGGCAGGCUUUGGAGGGCGCAGCUGGCUGCAUCGACCAAGGGGGCAUUGUUGCGCAUAUGA